Molecule: messenger RNA, 1361 nt
Organism: Pimephales promelas (fathead minnow)
Lineage: Eukaryota; Metazoa; Chordata; Actinopteri; Cypriniformes; Leuciscidae
Product: serine protease 27
Biological process (GO): proteolysis
Molecular function (GO): serine-type endopeptidase activity
Source: RefSeq, a predicted model, not a curated record
UAAUCAGAGACUCAUGAGAGGAAACAGCAGACAGAAUACACACCAGACAAUAAGUAUGAAGUUUAACACAGCUUUGAGUUUUGUUGGAAUCAUACUUCUCAACAUAGAAGGUUCUCUCUGCCAGUUAGAUAUAUGUGGUCAAGCCCCCCUCAACAACAAAAUUGUUGGAGGGCAGGCUGCAACAGCAGGGUCUUGGCCGUGGCAAGUCAGCAUUAGCCGCUAUGGAAGCCAUUUCUGUGGUGGGAGUCUAAUCAAUAAAGACUGGGUUUUAUCUGCAGCUCACUGCUUCCAGGAUUCCAUUGAUACAAGUACCAUUGAUAUCUACCUGGGACGUCAGAGCCAAUCAGGCUCAAACCCUUAUGAGGCAUACAGGACAGCCAGGAAAGUCAUAAAUCACCCUAACUAUGACGGUCCUAGUAAAGACAACGACAUAGCACUGGUGGAGCUCUCCUCUUCUGUGAAUUUCACUGAUUACAUUAAGCCAGUCUGUCUGGCGGCUGCUGGUAGUGUAUUUGCUGGAGGCACAGAGAGCUGGGUGACUGGAUGGGGAACGCUACUGUUUGGAGGAGAGCCUUCAGACACACUGCAGGAGGUGAUGAUACCAAUUGUGAACAACAGUGCCUGUUAUAAUGCUUAUGGAAGGGGCAUCACGAACAACAUGAUUUGUGCUGGAUUGUUAAAUGAGGGAGGAAAAGAUUCAUGUCAGGGAGACUCUGGAGGUCCAAUGGUCAGUAGGAUCAGAUCCCUGUGGAUUCAGUCUGGCAUUGUGAGUUUUGGUGAAGGAUGUGCUGAGUCGAAAUAUCCCGGUGUGUAUGCCAGAGUUUCUCAGUUCCAGGACUGGAUCAACUUUUACAUGGACAGCAACCCACCUGGAUUUGUCGAAUUCAACUCCAAUGGCUUCAGAAGCUCACCCAACCUCCUUUUAUUCUCCAUUUUGCUCACAUUCUCCUUAAUUCCUUUCAUGCACCAUCUCUCUUUGUUGAGAAUGUUUGAAUGACCGUUCUCAGGGUUCUUUGAUAAAGAGGACAAUAGAAUUGGACAGGUUUUCAUAAAUAUGGGGAGUAGUAAAUCGUUAUAUUGUCAUUUAUUCUCUUUUUGUAUUUUAUUUGUAUUUACUAGUCUUGGAAAGCUACUCUUAUUAUUGAGUUUUUACUUCUAACUAUUGCACACUAAUGAGGUUCAGCGAGCUUUUGCCCUCAGAAUGUUUGCAUAAUGAGGCUGGAGAUUAAAUGUGAGACAUAAAUGAUGUUUGCAAAUAUAAUUCAUACCUGAUUAUUGUCCUCACUUUGGGUCAGAACUGAUAUUUUGCUAUCUCCUGUGUGUUUCUGGUUUGAUUUAUAUUAAAGGCUUCAUUAGUGAUA